Messenger RNA from Prorocentrum cordatum, 1850 nucleotides. NCBI's taxonomy places the organism in Eukaryota, Dinophyceae, Prorocentrales, Prorocentraceae. The record is from the annotation of a GenBank genome assembly.
GCCGCCGCGGCGCCCUGGUGGCGCUCAGCGGCUCGGAGAAGCUCGAGGGUGACACCGGGCCAUCGCCUCAGGGCGCGGGCUGGGUGGCGAUCCGACGGAUCCCCAUGGGUCCCGCGGUGUACAUGCGCGCGGAGAGCGGCGCGGACAUUCGGUUUCCUGGCGGUGCUCCUCGUGCUGAUGGACGCCGCGAUCGCCCGGCCCGGCGAGACGCGGCGCCGCUCCCGGUGGAGAAUACCAUCCCAGGAUGGUUGCUGGACGGGCCGCGGACUGCGCCGUGGUGCGCCGAGCUUGUAGACAGGAAGAGGUCUGGGCCCAUGGAGCAGUUCUCGGCCUUCGCGGCCUUCUACCACCUCUCGAAGGACGACUACGGGGUGAGCCACAACGAGAGCAUCAUGAAGAUUAUUGAGCACCCCGGCUGCUGGGACCAGCUCAACCUCCCCGACCUCGCGGGAGUCGAGCUGGCGGCGCGGCGGGCGCAGCUGCACGAGUACACCUACUCCAUGGGGCACGAGGCUCAGCAGGCCAAGGGCGCCAGCGGCGCGGCCAGCGAGGGCGGCGGCAAGAAGAAGGGUGGCCGAGGCCGCGGUGGAGGCCCCCACCGCUUCGGCAUCGUGGGCGAGGCGGCGGCAUUCACGGGGGCGGCGAAGGAGGACGGCCGUUCGAUGAUAUGCCUGUUGCUGGAGCACGUCUCCAAACAAGUGGAGCGCGACGCAGGGAUACUGAAGCAGAUCAGGAAGAAGCGCCCCCACUCCGACGGCGCGGUCAGCGAGAUGACCGACGCGCUGAACGAGCUGUGGGGCGCGCCGCUGGACGAGCGCGGUCAGGCGCCUUCCAGCACUUCGACGCCCACGGCUGGCCACGACCAGGUCUUCGCCGAGCUCAGGCAGGCCGCGCCGAGGAUUGGCCCGUGCCCCGAGGAUCUGGGCGGCCCAGGGGCCCUUGCGGAGCUCCAGAUAUUGCAGUCAUACGAGGGCAACGCCACGAUGGUUGCACCCGUGAGCUUCGACCUUGUCGACUCCAUCUCCGUGCCUCCAGCGGGUCCGCGGCGAUUCCACGCGGGCCCUGCCCUCCGCCACCCGCGCCUCUACGCUAAUGUGGCGUGCAAGCUGAUGGCCGCUGGGCUCGUGGACUUCCGCGGUUCGGCAGGGCGUUCAGUCGGCCUGUUCUUCGUCAAGAAGAGGAACGGGCAGCCUCGCAUGAUUCUGGACGGCCGCCGCGCGCCCCCCCCCCGCUGCGACGCGGCGGGCCCCGUGGAGCUGGCGACCGGCGCAGCCUUUUCGCAGAUCUCUGUGGGCGGCGACCAGCCCAUCGCCCUCGGUGGCGCGGACAUCUCGGGCGCCUUCUACCAGAUCGAGGCGCCGCCGUGGCUCGGGCGCUUCUUUGGCUUGCCGCGGCGGCGCGCGGGCGAGGCGGGCCUGGGCCGCCUGGCUGGCGGGGCGUCGGUCAAGGCGUCGGCCCCGGCGGUGCCUCGCGUCAGGCGCCCGCCCACGGGUUCUAGCAUCAGCCUGUGGAUCUGCCAUAGUCUCAACGAGGGGGUCACCGCCCGCGCCCUUCCUGGCCAUUUUGGCCGGCGCCUGGUGGACCGCCGCCAUGCGCCUUCGCCGUCGGAGGGCAUGGCGCGCCCCGUGCACGCGGACAACUUCCUCGCUACCCCCCGCUGCCUGGGCGAGGUUCGCGGGGCCGCCUCGAGGGCGCAGGCAGUGAUGGCGGCUUCUUCUUUGCCGACUCACCUCGUGGAGGCCCCCGCGGGGGGUGGCCCGCCGAGCUGGCACUUCGACGAGGCCGAGCCCCUGACGGGCCUGCGCUCGCGGCCGCGGUGGCGCCCGCGGCUGGGCGUCGGCGAGAUCCUG